AUGGCGGUUUGGGGACCUUAUCAUCACCGCCUGGCCAAGAAGAUUAGACUCAAAGGCAUAAGACUCAAUUCCCAGGGAGAGAUUGUGCCGGUGGAGAUCAACGGCCCGGCGGACUUCGAGUCCUGGCGCGAAAGCUACAGUGUCUUUAGAACUGGCUGCAUUAUGUUCGGUCAGAUAUCGCCUGCCAGACUGGAUGGCUACGAACAUCACAUUCGGUCGUACCAUGAGCGUUAUGGUAGGGGAUGCUGGGCUCUCUUGUAUCAGGCCGAUGUACGAGCCAGGCUGGAACUUGCAGAGAGGCUCAGGCGCCAGGGCAAGGAGGAUCGUGAUAAUGCCAUUGCUGCUGGAGGGACGCACGGCUUCGACCCCAAGAAGCCUUGGGAGUGGGUGUGGAAUAUGAUUGUUAAGGACCACGCUUUUUGGCACCGCGAGCUGGAGGAGCCGGCUUUGCUCAUUCUGGCCAAGACGCAGAAGGCUUCCCAGUUGUUGGGUACCGACGCUCCGGUGGAUGCACCUGGAGACUUGGGCGUGGACCGGCCGCCAUCUGCACCCUCUGCACCAGCCAAGCGCAAGCGCGAUGACAAUGUCAGGCAACACAUGAUUGGCGAGGACGGCCUUCUCACCCACAAUAGGCCCCUUCGUCUACCUGGCGAUCGCGACAUCUACGGCAGGCAGGAGGACGUCCGAUUAGGAACGCUGCUGGCCCUGCGGGCAGCCGACACCUUCAUGCUCUUUUACGAGCUGGCCGGUAGGUGGAAGAACGUGCUGGUUAGAGAUGAACCGAACAUGCAGCCGUGCAACGAUGUCGUCAACACUGGAGUUGUCCCUCACCUCUCCUGGUCACCGGCGCUGCGGGGAAAACAGGGCCUUGCCGAUGAGGACGUGGACAUGCAUUUAGGGGGCAUGAGACACCCCAGAAGGGCCAUGGAGACCAUUACUGGUUACGACCGUAUCGGCAAGGCCAUCUUUCACACGUUGGACCGGCCAUCGUUCCAACGAAGCCACCAAAGUCCCGGUUCAGGCCUGGAUUAUGGCUUGCUGGGAGCGUGGGGCCGCAUUGCUGGCGACCCUGAUACGGAUUUCAUUGAGGACGACGCGCAGCAGGACGAUGAUGAAGGCCAGGAUUAUUUCCAUGACCCCGCGGGCCACGAGAAUUAUGACGACCCCAUGGCGCUGCCGGAGAUCCAGAGGCUCAUCGACACGGGCUAUGUCAAGGUCUUCGACGAUCUGGAGUCAUGUCAAGCGUGGCUGGGCGGACCCCCGCUGACCUCAAAACUCGCCAUGGUCACCAAGGUGAGGUCGGAUGGGACUACCAAGCGUAGACUCAUUCUGGACUGCCGGGAGUCCGGCGCCAAUUUGCUAGCGCACGAAGGGGGCCGGGUUCAGUUGCCGCGCCCCACUGACUCGGUGGACGAGGUGGACGACUCGCUUUACCUCCUCAGCCGCUCGAAGGGCGAAGAAGUGGAAGCUCUCGUUCUCGACUUCAAGGACUGGUUCUAUCAGUUCCACCUCAACAUGAGGAGCGUCACUACUUCACCACUGCCUACCGCGAAAGACCCGGGGGGGAGCAAGAAUGCUCCGAUCGUCUGCGGACGCGUGGCGGCCUUCAUUGGGCGACUCAGCCAAUCGCUCUUUCUUUCGGAUAGAGCAAGGCUGCAAGUAUACGUGGACGAUCCUUGCUUCCUGAUGGUGGGCUCACAAGGUCAACGAGAUCGCCUGGCGUCAAUAUUGAUUUGCAUGUGGAUGUCGCUCCGGAUUCCACUGGCCUUUGGUAAGGCUUCCCGCGGCGCCGAUUUCACCUGGAUUGGCGUGCAUUACCACAUCAAGGCUGGCAAGGACGGCAAAGUGACGGUAACGGGCAAAACUGAGCUGAUGCAAGAGAUCCUGGAGGCCACCGAGGCGCACCAGAAGGUGAACGUCAUCAGCGUAAGGGACCUCCAGAAAUACGUCGGGAAGGCCAACUACGUGGCGGGCGUUGUGGACACAUGGCGCCCCUUCCUGACGGACCUCUGGGCCGUUAUAAACAGCUGCGGUCCCGAAUCUCGCCCCAAGAAUUGCGUCUGGACAAAACAAUGGGCGCACGUCACAGCUUGGUUCCUCGCCUUCUACAGGGGCGAGGUUGGAGCACUGACUCGUGAGUACAGGGUCAGUCACUAUUUCGGGAGGGCCAUCAAGAUGCGGAUUGUUACCGAUGCCUGCCCUUGGGGCAUCGGAGGCUUCCUGGCGAUGAACAACACGCCGAUAGCCUACUUCUCGGACGCCCUCUGCGAUUUUGACCUGGAGCUGGCCGAAGCUGAGCGCGGAUCCCCUGACGGACAACAGGUUUGGGAAUCCCUGGCCUUGUUGGUCACGCUACGAUUAUGGACCUCGCACUGGGUCAAACGAGGAGUCGAUCUACACCUUGAAUCGGACAGCGUAUCG
Symbiodinium necroappetens is the source of this 2421-nucleotide messenger RNA. Lineage: Eukaryota; Dinophyceae; Suessiales; Symbiodiniaceae. The record is from the annotation of a GenBank genome assembly.